Molecule: messenger RNA, 1725 nt
Organism: Pichia kudriavzevii
Lineage: Eukaryota; Fungi; Ascomycota; Pichiomycetes; Pichiales; Pichiaceae
Exons: 1
Coding region: 1-1725 (574 amino acids)
Source: RefSeq, a predicted model, not a curated record
AUGAUACUCUGUGCAAGGGAGCUAUCCUCCAGACGACUUCCAUUGCGGUUUGGGCUAUGUUAUUUGCAGAAGAGAGAACAGUCGAGACUUCCUGCCAUAUCGAAAUUCGAAAAUGAUUUGUUCAAUACAUUCACAAAAGAACAUCACCAUGGAAUGGCGCAGUCUUGUGACGACCAGCAAUUAUUUGCAGAUUCACAAUUUCAGAUGUUGAAAAUAUCCGAACAUGGAUCAUUAAUUCAGCAUGAAGAAAAUACACAUGAUUAUCUGUUCAAUGAUCAAUGUAUGUUUGACGAGGAGGAAUUAAAUUUACGAAAUACGUUUCAAGAAAAGGAUACAGAGAUAAAUUUCAUUAGAAAUAUGCCAAAAUAUUCACGGUCGAAAAACCCAAACGAAACCAAACCCUUUAGGUUAAUUAAACUGUCGAAUGAUGCUAAAAUAGAAAGCAGUUCAAUUGACGAUUUUUUUUGUCGAGUUAUAGGAAAUGAAGCCGCUGUAAAGGAUUACCAUUACCAGAUGCCUGUUUUCCCCACUGAAUUGACCAACUAUUCUUUAAAACAUUACUUGCGACAGGUUAAUGUCAUCGAUUUAAAUUAUGAUAUACAUGGGUUUGAGAAACUGAUCUUUUUUCAGAUACUGAAAAUCUGUCGAAAUAUCAGCCGGUUUGAUGGAAUACUAGAUAUUGUGGUACUUCAUGAACUAAUUAAAUUUCUAGGUAAAUAUGGCAUGAUACGAUCUAUAUUCAAAGUCAUUGAUGCUUUUGAACAUUUGGGGAUUCAUCCAAAUAAAGACACUCUUCAUUUGCUGAUAUACAAACUAAAUGACAUUAAAGGUCUACGAUGGAGAAAGGAUCUUCUCAAUUUCUAUGUUCUUCUUGGUACCCGAAAAUGGGGGGUAUCGCCGGACAAAACGACAGAGGUACUUUCGGCAAUACAAAGCCCUCCUGGAAGACCCCGGCUGGCUAUUACCAAACGACUAAUCAAUGAAGGAAUUGAUGACUCGUAUUUCCAAAACACUAUGUUUCACGAUUAUGUCACUAUAGAAAUUGAAAGCCGUGAACACCCGUAUUUCGAGAGAUUCUACCAUUUUUUACUUAAAAGAAAAGCAAUCACAGAUACCCAUGAAAACAAAAGAAUAUUAUUCAACAUGUACAUAGAAAAACUAGCAUCUUGCUGCAAAUUGAGGCAUGCAAUUGAGGAAAUGAAGACGCAUGAAGAGCUAACCACGCCGGAUACAUACACUGCAUUGAUUGACCAAACAAUCAAGAAUAAUGUUUGGACAGGGUUUGCCCUUCUCAAUCAUUUAAUGAGCCAAGGAAACGUCCGUGUUUCCGAUAUAGGCAUGGCGAUAAUCGGCAACUACCGUACUAUUCAGGAAAACUUUACUAAGCAAGCGCAAAAUGUUAAUAGACUACACCAGCACAACAUGCCACAAAUAUACAACAUUGUCAUUAAGAUGUUACUGGCUAAAUGUGGAUAUCAAAUAAGCGGCAACAACAAGUUCCUUCUACCGGUGGAGAGAGACCUACCACUAGAUGAGGAGACGGUUAUAUCUGACUUCCAAAAGAUUCAGUUUUGGAACUUAGAUACGGAAUACUCACACUACAAUGGCCUCUUGACGUCUCGCUGUGGUGGAUCAUGGAUAUUCAAACUCUGGGAUGUUAUGGAUAUCGAGUCUUCUCCGCAAGACAAUUUGUACAUAAACCCCAUCACUUUUCCCUGGAGAUAG